Aspergillus heteromorphus CBS 117.55 is the source of this 2676-nucleotide messenger RNA. RefSeq names its product F-box and WD domain protein. The transcript has 2 exons. The record is from RefSeq and is a predicted model, not a curated record. The coding region runs from base 1 to 2676 and encodes 891 amino acids. Lineage: Eukaryota; Fungi; Ascomycota; Eurotiomycetes; Eurotiales; Aspergillaceae. Gene Ontology annotation, molecular function: dynein complex binding; microtubule plus-end binding. Gene Ontology annotation, biological process: vesicle transport along microtubule; microtubule organizing center organization; nuclear migration. Gene Ontology annotation, cellular component: microtubule associated complex; cytoplasmic microtubule; nuclear envelope.
AUGGCGAGAGACACCGCGCAAACUCCGACCAUCCCUCGUCUCCGGCAGCUUCAGGGCACCGCCAGCUACCCCCCCGAGUUGCCUGCCCCCUCGCUCGCUGCUCCCUUCAAGCUGGACGAGGGGUACUCCGAUGAAACCAGAAGCCAGUCCGACAAGGAGGUUCUGAAUCCGUCCCCGGAUGAUGUGAUGCCGCUCCCCGACUGGGUUCUGGCUCACAGCGAGACCGAGAGAGCUGAGCUAGCCUACACUCUCCUCCGGACCCUGCGCGCCUCCACCGUCUCCUCGGUGGUGGAACGGCUGGCGCCUCUGCUGCAUAUGGACCCUGUGCUGAAGCUCCCCCCGGAAAUCACCUCCGAGAUCUUUUCCUACCUCGACCCUUUGACCCUCCUGACGGCGUCCCUGGCCUCACGCGCCUGGCGUAGUCGCAUUUUCGACACCCGCCUCUGGAGAGACCUCUACAUCGGCGAAGGCUGGCGGGUCGACAUCGAUGCCGUGAAUACGUACGAGCAGGAACAUUCCGGAUUGUCCUCCCCCCAACUCCGGAAAUCUCGGUCGAGAUAUGCAGACCCCGAUCUCGGGGAACCGAAACAGAAGAAACGCGUACCUCCCAGCUGGCUGGACUCUCGAGUAACAGGAUCCCUGGACAAUCACGCGCCCGUGCGGGGAAGUGCCCUGCAGGCUACGGCAGACGCCGAUACCGAAGGGGACCACCUGAUGAGUGAUGCUUCGAACGACCGGGGCACACUGUCUUCUCCCGGGCACCAAUCACCCACCUCCGGCAGUCGGUGUGAGUCCCAGUCAAACUCUGGUCACUCAAAGUCAAGCGUACAGGCAAUCACAACGACCUCCCAUCGCUCGAGCUCCUCAAUGCUAGUCAGGAUGCCCAACGGUGCCGCCAAGAUCAACUGGCCGCACCUUUAUCGGCAACGAAGGCGACUGGAGGAGAACUGGGCUAAAGGCCGCUUCACGAACUUCCAGCUCCCCCACCCGUCCCAUAUGGAAGAGGGUCACCAGGAAUGUGUCUACGCGAUCCAGUUCACGGGCAAAUGGCUGGUCAGUGGCAGCCGGGAUAGGUCCGUUCGUGUCUGGGAUAUGCACACCAAGCGGUUGUGGCACCCGCCUCUUCUAGGUCACACGAAAUCGGUUCUUUGUCUCCAGUUCGAUCCUCGUCCGUCCGAAGACAUUAUCAUAUCCGGGAGCAGUGAUAAGAAUGUCAUUAUCUGGCGCUUCUCUACAGGAGAGAAGCUCCACGAGAUUGCCCCGGCCCAUGACGACUCUGUUUUGAACCUCCGAUUUGAUGAACGGUAUAUCGUUACCUGUUCCAAAGACAAGCUCAUCAAGGUCUGGAACCGGCGUCAACUCUCGCCGGUGGAUAAGGACUAUCCGAGUGUUUCCCAGGGCUCGGGUAUUACAUACCCAUCGUACAUCGUCGACACGCGCGAGAUUCCCUCCCCGAUCCUGGAAGCCGAAAUCGCCAAUAAUCACAUCCGGACCUUGUCACCUUUUUCACUCCUGAUGACCCUCGACGGGCAUACAGCCGCAGUAAAUGCUAUCCAGCUGAAUGAAGACGAGAUUGUCUCGGCCUCCGGCGACCGCCUAAUUAAGAUUUGGAACCUCCGCAGUGGUGCCUGCAAGAAGACCGUGGUGGGCCACGAAAAGGGCAUUGCAUGCGUCCAGUUCGACAACAGGCGCAUUAUCAGCGGCAGCAACGACGACACAGUCCGCAUCUUCGACCACGCCUCCGGCGCCGAGGUAGCUUGCCUCCACGGGCACGGCAACCUCGUCCGGACAGUCCAGGCUGGUUUUGGAGACCCCCCGGGAGCCGAGGAGGCUCUACGGCUGGAAGCGUUGGCUGUCGACAACGAGUUCCGUGAUGCUCAGCGUUCCGGCGCGAACGUCGAUCUUGGCCCUGGUGCCCUCCGACGCGCGGGUUAUCACCAGAACACUCACGGAUCCCGAAACCCUAUAGACAUCAAGUCCCUCGGAGCGAAGAUUCCCCCGGGCGGAGGCGGAAGCCAGUGGGGACGGAUUGUGUCAGGCUCAUACGAUGAGUCCAUCAUCAUCUGGAAGAAGGACCCCGAAGGUCGCUGGGUUGUGGGUCAGCGGCUCCGGCAGGUCGAUGCCGCCGCCAACGCCUCAUACGGCGACUUGGACACCGCUGCACGCCACGCAAUUGCACGGUCGAACGCCUUUGCCCAGCAGGCGCAAAUCCAAGCCGCAGCCGCAGUCGCAGCCGCAGCCGCAGCACAGCAACAGGCACCGCCUCUGCCUACCACUAACUCCACCACCACCACCGACCAACAACAACAACGACCAGCAGGAGGAGGAGGCUCGAGAUUCCAACACCCAGCCCCCCCAGCAACAUUCAACCCAUCCCCUCUGGACAUCCCUCACUUCCCUCACCCAGUCCACCAACAGCAGCCGCAACAACCACAACCACAACCCCCAAACAGACCUCCUCCCAUCCUGAACCCCGUCCUCGCGGCCCAUCUCAACCACCCCCGAUUGACCCGCGUAGCCGGUGCCGCCCUCCCGCCCACCUCCCGCAUCUUUAAACUCCAGUUCGACGCCCACAAGAUCAUCUGCGCCAGCCAGGACCCGAGAAUCGUGGGCUGGGAUUUCGCGGCUGAUGACGAGGAGCUUCGGGAGGCGUGUCAGUUUUUUACGGGGCUGUGA